CUUUUAUCCCAGUAUCCCUGUCCCAUGGAAAAACACGUCAUGACUGUAGAAACAGUAGAAGAGAAAACAGAAGCUGGGCACUGCAGACAUGCCUGGGAUCCUUGUGUGCUGGACAUUGUUGCUCUGUGGAUCAGAUGCAAGGCCCCUGGAAGGAAGCACAGUGAGCUGUGUGGAUCGAGCCUCGGGCACUCCACAGGCGUCCCACCACUUGGCUUUCAUGAUCUCUGCCUUUCGAGGGAUCACUUGCUGUUUCACUUCCCCCAUGAAUUUGUCUAUGGUGAUUAUUUACUGGAGAAUUGCAACGUGUCGCAAUGUAAUUCCUGAAAUUUUAAGAAAGGUCAGUGUCUUAAAAGUGCCUGACAUCUACUUGGAAGAGGAAUCUUGGCUUAAUAUGCAGAAGAGAAAUAGAGCUGUGAAAACUCAUUGUCUUACAUGGACACAGUAUGUGUCUGAGCAAGGAGUCUGUCUUCAGAGAGAGCCUAGAGAAUCCAAACUGAUCACCAGAUCAUCUGGGUUCAAAAUUAAAUUGAUGUUUUAAGUCUGGAUUCUUUACACCUUUUAAUUGUUGAAAAAUAUUUGACCUCUUCUUUAGUCUACAGAGAAUAAGCAGAACAAAAAUGCAUUUAGUUUUAUUAUGGUAAUAGUUUUAUUUCAAAUACAUUUCAAAACACAGCAUAUAUGACUGUAUCAGUUUCUGUAAUUCAUUCUUAUUGCUGAUUUCCCCCAGGCAUUGAAACAGUUCUUCUUCCUAAUGUCUCAUUGUACCAGCUAAUACUGUAAUAAUAAUUUGCGCUUCUAUGGCACCUUUACACUGAAAUAGU
Molecule: messenger RNA, 821 nt
Organism: Tyto alba (common barn owl)
Lineage: Eukaryota; Metazoa; Chordata; Aves; Strigiformes; Tytonidae
Gene: PRELID2
Product: PRELI domain containing 2
Exons: 6
Coding region: 89-538 (149 amino acids)
Source: RefSeq, a predicted model, not a curated record